This is a messenger RNA of Staurois parvus, 281 nucleotides long. NCBI's taxonomy places the organism in Eukaryota, Metazoa, Chordata, Amphibia, Anura, Ranidae. The record is from the annotation of a GenBank genome assembly.
AGGUGGCACUGAUAGGUGACACUGAAAGGCAGCUCAGAUGGGCACUGAUAUGUGGCAUUGAUGUCCACUCUAGGCACUGAUAUGUGGCAUUCAUGAGACACUGAUGGGCACUGGCAGGUGGCAUUGAUGGGCAAUGACAGCUGGCAUUGAUGGGCACGGACAGGUGGCACUGCUGGGGCUACACUGAUUAUCAGGGCACACUGAUCAUCAGUGCCCUGCGGCUCUUCUUUCGAGCUGUCAGCGUGACCGCUCGUGAGGAGAGAAAUGCCGAUAACCGGCAU